Messenger RNA from Saprolegnia diclina VS20, 2565 nucleotides. RefSeq lists its product as hypothetical. Lineage: Eukaryota; Oomycota; Saprolegniomycetes; Saprolegniales; Saprolegniaceae. Bases 7 to 2565 code for a protein of 852 amino acids. The transcript has 2 exons. The record is from RefSeq and is a predicted model, not a curated record.
UUCAAAAUGUACCCUGUGCUGCCUCUUCAGCCGGGCCCACCCUCCGACGGAUGGAGACGCUCGCGCCGAGCCACUUGCAUCGCGGUCCUUGGGCUACUCUACCUCUGGUUCGCCAUGGCCGUCGGGGCUUACUACCUCGUGCCGCUUUCGUACACCUUUGGGAACGACCUGUGGCCAGGCUACAACUCGAGUGGGUACGAGCUCUUUCUUGUCGACGCCAUCAACAGCAUUUUGGAGCAGCCACAUGUGGACAAUAUCAUCAAUCUCUCCGCUGUCAGGAUUGCAAAAUCCUAUGCACCGUCAACAACGAGUCACUUGCCCGAGCCGCACCCGACGCUUGCACGAGCCUUGCUUCUCACAAAGCUCACGUCCAUCGAGUACGCUAUCGCAAAUGUCCGCAACAUGUCAGCGGAUCAAACGCUAAUGCUGCCGACGCAUUUUUGCUACGUCGACUUUGGCCGGCGCUGGGAGCUCGCACACUCGGACGUGCGCCAAGCUCGGUGCGAAGCCCGGUACCGCACGAACGGCGCCGUCGAUUUGGAUGCCAUUUUGCGCAACCAAAACUGGACAAGUCUCAUGGGCGUCGACGGCGACAACUUGCAGAUGGCUGUUUUGGACGCAAUCACCGCGUCAGGCGAUGCAGGUCACGCGUGGCUUAAUGCGACGACCCACUGCGCGUCGUCUCUCCAAGACGAAGCCGCGUAUUGGCGAUCGUUUGAGUUGACGCACUUUACACUACAGUGGCAAAACAAUGCGUUCACCGGCCUCCAGUCGACGCUGACGGUUCUGAAUCCAUUCAACCUCGCGUCGACACUCGAGUUGCACCGCUCGACGUACGUGCGGGGGCCGUGGACGUCGAGCAUCUUCAAUGUCUUCUUCAUGAACGAAAUCUACUUUAUGGCCGCGUGCGGCCAAAGCCUUGUGCGGGACGCGACCAACUACUUUCGGAAUGCACAAUGCAUCUAUUCGGCAACACCCGAAUUCGAAGGCUUCCUUGGGCUCAGCGACAGCAAUGGCCAGUUCGUUCACCAAACGGGCCUUGUGCGCGAUACAGUUGGGCCGUUCUUGUCGGUGGAUCUGUUUGUCGUGGCGCCACCACCCGCGCUAGUCACUGCGAUUACCGCCUUUGAACAGCGCCUCUACCUGAUGCUUGAAGCCAACCGCAGUGCUGCAAGUGCUUACCAGCAACAGCUCUCUCCUCUCUCGGUUCCACCGGUGCCAACGUGGUGGCAAAAUGGCUCGUUCCUCUUGUACGGUGGCAACCCCAUGUGUCUCUAUAACGCGGCAACGUCGUUUUCGCAGCCGUUCUUUGCUUUUGGGGACGCAUGCAACAAACAGAAGCGUGCUGCGAUGGUGGUAUCGCCGGCUGCUUUGGUGUUUGCCAUGAGCAUGAGUGCGGCAUUGGUCCAAGACCUUUGUGCACCCAUCACAGAUGCUGCUUGUGUGCAUCGCGUCUCAGUGGCCCGCGACCUUGCAAUGACCUUGAGAUGGGGGACGGCAUCGACUAUGGCGUCGUUGGCGUCCACAGUGAACGCGAGUCACGUGCAGCUCAUGCAGUUUGCUUCGAAUCACCAAGGCACCGAGUGGACGCUUCUCACCGCGCCGAUCCUCUUUGAUCCGGUCUUCGGUUGGGCAGCUGUCUACGACUGGGCGACCGGGCAACGUGAAGUUGUCUCGUUUGAAGGAGACAACGGCACACUUGUCCUACUCUCCGACGCGUAUACCGAUGCAGGAGAUGUGGACUUGAACACGGCGCCGUUGGGCCAAGCCUCAGCGAUCCUCAUCUACACUCUGCUCUACUCGUCGCUCGUUCUUUCAGCAACAGCUCUUCUGUGUUCUUGGCUCGGCCUUCGGCUGCGACUGGCAUUUGCGGGCCAAAGUCUAUUUGUCUUCCAUCGCGUUGUCGGGUCGACCUGGCUCGGGCGACCGUUGAUGCUGCUUCGCGGAUGCUCGGCGGCGAUGCUUCUCAGCACCUCGUCCGUCACACUCUCGCAUACGAACGCACCGGUCGAUGUCGUGAUGGACCUGCAAAUGUCGUGUUUUAGCACCGACUAUAUUUACACUCUGACGUGCUCGCAUGGCUCCAUCACGAUCGGCAGCACCCGCCGUGUCGUGCUGCUGCUUGCCAUCCAAACGAUCGGUCUCUUCAUCGCAUUGACCACUCGGCUGUGGCACCGACAAACCGCACGUCGCUCGGACAGCGUGCUUCUCUCUGGUGCCGCUAGUGUUCUCUUGACGGCGGACCUCGACGACGUUAGCUCUCUUCUCUCUGGCCGUGUUCCACUGCGAUACGGCCGCAUCUUAUUUGACGUCAAGCUCUGGGUCAUCGUGCGAGUGGCACCACCGCACCUGCGGGUGCUCCCGCGCCUUGCGCUGCACGGUCCGUCGCCCUCUCGGUAUACUCGCUACGUUGCGUUGGCUGGGUUCCUCUACGUCGCCGCGGACGUCUGGAGCAGCUACUCGUGUCUGAGUGUCGUGCAACGCGCGCUCGUGAACGACCUUGUCUGGCCCGGCUUCAAGCUCACCCAUACGCAUGUGUUUCUCUCAACGUACCUCUGGCGUUAG